AUGAGUGGUUCCGACUGCAGCUCUUCCCCAGGGCAUCGGGCUCGCUCCAGUAGCCCGGAGAUACGCUGGGAGGGCAAAGCUCCUCAGAAGGAUCCUCAGGAUUUGAGAGAGACCCGUGUCGGCUCCCGUAUUGAUCGUACACCCUCCCCGGACUACAUCUUCGAGCGUCACUCUCAAGACUGUGCCAGUCCCAAGACAGUGCAGCUGCAACUUCCUCUUCAACACGAUAGUGCUGAAGUUGAGUGCAAUAGCCUGGAGUGGUGGCCAUCGCAUGCGUGGGAUUGGACAGUCGCAACGGAUCCACGAUCGCGGAGAAUGCCGCCACCGUCGCCUCCGCCCUACUCCGUGUUCCUCAUGCACGUUCCCAGCACGGUGCCACCGCCACCGGAUUAUUUCCCAGAGCCGUCAGUGAGCAGUCGAGGCCACUAUCAGGGCCGAUGUGCUGCUGCUUGCAAGUAUGUCCGCAAGGCGCGCGGCUGCAAAGAUGGCAUCAACUGCGCCCGCUGUCACAUCUGCCAGUUUUGCAGCAAAGGCACCAGGAAGACGCCCAAGAUGCAGUUUGGAGAAGCGACACCCAGUACACGAGAAACCAGAUCGUCGACUGCCUGA
Molecule: messenger RNA, 609 nt
Organism: Symbiodinium necroappetens
Lineage: Eukaryota; Dinophyceae; Suessiales; Symbiodiniaceae
Source: the annotation of a GenBank genome assembly